AUGGAUAGUAAUGAUUUGCUAUCACAAGCCUUUUGGAUUGAACUACGUGAUGAUAUUCUUUAUGUAUUAGACAAACCAAAUGAUGAACCAAGUAUGGAUAGUAAAUGGAAUCGUUUUCUCAAAAGAAUGAAUUUCGAAGCAAGACUAGAACAACGUGAAUUACAAAUGAAACAAAUUAUAGGAGAACGAAAGAGUUUAAAACUUAAACGAAUCACCACGGAUAUGCGUCAACCACCUGAUAUUCCAACCAAGCCAUUUUUAUUGAUGAUUAUGAGUUGUUCAAAAGAGUUACAAGUCUAUCUUACAGAACACCUUCGUCUAUUUGUUAACACAGACAAUGAAAUUGAAAAUAAAAUUAAAGAAGAAUAUGUUGGUAUCAUUAUUAAAUGGAUUAUUGAAAGUUCAAUUAUACUUAAAACAAGAGAAAAUUUUUCAGUAGAAUUCUACAUCUAUAUUUUCGAAUUAAUGCAUGAUCGACAAUUUCCUCGGGUUCACACGACAAUUGUUAAUGCUCUUAAUUCAAUAUUCUCACUUGAAAACAUAAAGAAAGAGAAUGUUUUUAUGCAAGAUGAUAUAGUUGUCAAUUUAGAAAGAAUAAUUUCUUCGUGGUUUACAUAUACCGAAGAUGUUGUAAUUGUUUGUUUAUUAGCUUAUGGUAACUGUCUACUGACAUUACAAAGAUUUCACACAAGUCGAAAUAUUUCUGAUGAGAUAAAGAGUGUACUUAUUAAUCUUUCUGAUACAUCAUCUUCAGAAAUAAUCUCUAUCAGAGCUACUAUUUGUUUAAUUUUUGCAGAAAGCUCAGAUAUAAAGUUCAAUACAAUAUCAAACUGUCUCAAAAACAAAUGGAAUAUGACAUCUCAAGAGAGAUACAAAUUAUUGUUUCAACUAACGUUAUGUCAACAGGCCAAUAUAAUACUCGGUAUAAUGGAAUACGAGAACAAACUUGUCGAACUCCUAGAAACACAUUUUGCUGAGCUUAUUGACAUGUUUGUUGCUGAUCUAUACAACUAUCUGUGCAACAAGGAUAGCAGCAACUAUCUUGCUGAUUCUGUACCUAAUUAUGCUAAAAUAGCUUUGUUACUCAGUAAAAAAAAAUCUAACGAAUUUUGUAAUGCCGUGCGAAAUAGUUUUUUUGGCGAAAAUGAGUUCAAAAGAAAACUUAGUCUGCAUUGCAAGCGUAAUCUAGAAGAUAGACAAACAGUAAUAAAGCUUUAUACGAUUUUCGGUAUAGUUACAAUGGAAUUUCUUGGUAUGUUAGAAUGCAUUGAUGAUGACGAGGUGUCUUUAACGGAUAUCUACGGACAGUAUCUCAAACAAGUGUCUGAUCGAGAUGUUAUCGACAAGUUACUUCAACUAAUAGAUUUAACGAUGUUAGAGAAUCAGUUACGUGCUUUUUUACAGAUUUUGCAAUCUCUCGCUCAAGUUGAUGCAAUAUCUUUGUUAGAAGUGCAUCAAAGAACUUCAAUGAUCAAGAAUAUUCCUUGCGAGGAUGAUGUAACGAGACUCAACAAUGAACAUAUUAUUUUUCAUCGGUUAUCAAAUCUUACUUGCUUUGAAAUGGUUUGGCCACAUUAUGAAAAAUUUUUCACAGAGAGCAAUGUUGAAGAAGAAUUUGAGAGAGAAAUCUACUAGGAAUUUCACAAAAAUUUAUUUGUAUUUUUUUACAAGGAAUUUUUUCUCUCAGCAACAUUCAUUCGAUUUUCAAUAAUCCAAUCUGGGAUGAUUGUCUUCGUUUUCCACCACACUCUUGCACCAAUGCAUAUCUUUUUUUGUAAAUGUGACCAUGAUUAACUGUCGUCAACUUUUAGAUUUUUCGAAUAAAACUUUCUAUUAAUUUCAUUAGUUUUUAAACUUUUGUGUUGUCGUGAUAGUAGAUUAUUAUUUUACUUGAUUUGAAAGAUGGAUCUAGACUGACAUUGACUGUGAUUAGAUAUUGUUUGUCUAGAUUUGAUUUUCACCUGUUCAUAAAGUUUUUCAAUAUUGAUUAAGGAAAUUCUUGAUAAAAUUUGGAUAAAUUCUACUUUGAAUGAAAUGGAAUUAUUUUCCAUAAAAAAAUAAAUUCGGAAAAUAUUGUCAAAAUGUUGCUAUUCGAAUGAAUCGACUACCUAACAAGGUAUCUCAUCUUUCACUAAAGUCAUUCUCAGAUGAUUUUUAGUUUUCUGUUAAUUACGUCUAUGAAUUUGAUAUUUAUUUAUUUCUAAGAAUAGAAUUAUUUCCAGUAGUCAAUAACUAAAGAAAUGAAAGUAAAAUUCUCAGUUCAAACAUUCAACCUAUAUGAUAGUGAAAAUUGAGUCUGUAUCGAUGUUCCUAUAAUUGAAGCAAACUCAUCGAACGCGUCGUCUUACCAUUUAUCCCAUUAGAAGUGUGGUGACCGUUGCAUCGCCGUGUAUGCAUUUGCUCCAGAGAUGUGCAUGACAGUGCGGCAGCGGCAAGUUCUCAACCGCGGUGGACAUCUGUGUGAUACAUUAUAGAAACAGCAUGAUAGAAAAAUAAAUCAAAUUAAUCAUCAGUAGAUAUAUUAGAUAUCUAAAAAUAAGAGAAUAAUGGAUGAAGUAUUUAUGCUGCAGGUAAUAUAUUGAAUGUUUUCACCAGUUACUAUACACUAAAAUUUAAACGAUUAAAAAUUCUUUUAAAAAUUUUAAAGCAUCCGUAAUGGAUUAAAAUAUGUAGUUUUCGGGAUUUGUAAGGCGUUAUUAUGUGGAUGUUGACUGUUUGAGUAUUUUCUUGUGGACUCUUUUAACUUUUUUCUUUAUAGAACAGCACGGAAAAAUUUAGUUUCAUCUUUUGAAUCGUGAAAAUCAAAAAUAGUAGUUCAACUUUUUUCUUGCUUUUUGGGAGGGUAUGGGUGUUUGUUGCAGACACAUACCCACUUACCCACACCCACCCACCCACACCCACACCCACACCCACACCCACACCCACACCCACACACCCACACCCACACACACACCCACACCCACAACUACCCACACACACCCACAACUACCCACACACACCCACACCCACACCCACACCCACACCCACACCC
Molecule: messenger RNA, 3031 nt
Organism: Rotaria sordida
Lineage: Eukaryota; Metazoa; Rotifera; Eurotatoria; Philodinida; Philodinidae
Source: the annotation of a GenBank genome assembly